This is a messenger RNA of Centropristis striata (black sea bass), 3416 nucleotides long. RefSeq names its product zinc finger DHHC-type containing 1 (gene zdhhc1). The record is from RefSeq and is a predicted model, not a curated record. The transcript has 11 exons. NCBI's taxonomy places the organism in Eukaryota, Metazoa, Chordata, Actinopteri, Perciformes, Serranidae. Bases 431 to 2107 code for a protein of 558 amino acids. Gene Ontology annotation, molecular function: protein-cysteine S-palmitoyltransferase activity. Gene Ontology annotation, cellular component: endoplasmic reticulum; Golgi apparatus. Gene Ontology annotation, biological process: protein targeting to membrane; peptidyl-L-cysteine S-palmitoylation.
ACCAGGGAAACGGCGUAGAGGCAAAGAGACGCAGCAGCUAACGGCUUACAGCUAACAGCUGCUGUUUAAUAUUUAAACAUUUUAAAUCAUUUUCCGGGUCAGACAUUAAUAUCUGAGCCGGGAUCCGGCUCUCUGUGUCGGGCUGAGCCACUAGCAGAGUCCCGCUAACGUUAGCUUAGCACGCUAAUCGACCUCACCGAGCUGGUCCUGAUCUGAUCCGGAUCACAGAGACCCGGACCCGCAGGCUCCGCGGGGCUAACGGCGACUGGACCGGCAUGGAUGUGAGCUUACAGCCGGACUGGGACGGUCUGACCUGACCCGGGUCCGUGAGAAUCCUGUCCAGGGCCGGGGGUCGGCAGCGCGACACGCCGCCCGGCAGGCCCGAAACCCGGGGAGAUGAGAGACAGCGACCCGGGGACCCGCUACCAGGAUGGACGUGUGCAGUAGGAACCCGAACCGCACAGCGCCGGCGGGGGACAGCGGGCCGCACGGCGCUGACGUGCUGCUGUGCUCUCGGACCAACGGAUGGAGCUGGCCGCCGCACCCCUUCCAGCUGCUGGCCUGGCUGCUCUACGCAUACUUCGCUGUCACAGGCUUCGGCGUGUUCGUUCCGCUGCUGCCGUCGCACUGGAUCCCUGCCGGAUACAUUUGCACCGGCGUCAUGUUCGUGUCUCACCUGUGUGUCCAUGUCCUGGCGGUGUCCAUCGACCCUGCCGACUACAACGUCCGGUCCAAGAGCGACAGAGGACCCGUUCCCGUCUUCGACCGUUCCAAGCACGCCCACGUCAUUGAGAACUGCCACUGCUACCUCUGCCAGGUGGACGUGGGUCCCAAGUCGAAGCACUGCUCAUCCUGUAACAAGUGUGUCUCUAACUUCGACCAUCACUGCCGCUGGCUCAACAACUGUGUGGGCAGCAGGAACUACAAGUUGUUCCUCCACAGUGUGAUCUCGGCUCUGCUGGGCGUCUGUCUCGUCCUCGUCAUUGCAUUCUACGUCUUCAUCGAGUUCUUUCUGGAUCCGUCCAAACUGCGCACUGACAAACACUUCAUGGGGAGGAAUGAUACAGGUGUGUGGUUUGUGUUCCUGCCGGUGGCUCCUCUACGAUCAGCUGCUGCAGUGAUUCCUGCUCUGGCUGCCAUCACCAUCUGCCUCGGCCUGCUGUCCUGUAUCCUGCUCACACACCUGCUCUGCUUCCACAUCUACCUGAUGUGGAACAGGCUUAGCACCUUUGAGUACAUCCUGCGGCAGCGUCACCGCCAGGACAAAGACAGGAAACCAGUGGCGCUGAAGGAGACAGAGACACCGUCUGUCCACCUCAUUAAGGACGGGGUCCUGUCAGGGUCUCUGGGGUACACUAACCCUCAGCUGGAGGUGGAGGCGGCGGUGCGAGGGGAGGCAGAGUUCCUGGCUAACGGCAGGGUGAGGAGUGUGUCCAGUCCUGUCAUGGAGGAAGAGGCUCCGCCCACCAUGUCUACAGAGCUGAAGGCAGCAGCACACACACACCGUCGUACACAGAAAAAGAAGAAGAAGGUCCGGAAAUUUCCAGCAGAGGUCACUAGAGAGCACCAGGGAGCCCCGCCCCCUGAGCCCAGCAGUGUGUCCACAGUGUCUCUGGGUCAGAGACUUCCUUUCCCAGCGUUCCCUCUGAGGGCGUCCCUGCCCCCCCUGGCCCUGGGGGUCCCGGCCCCGGGUCCGGUUCAGGCCGCCGCCCCUCCUGCUGAGUACCACUCGGACUCGGCCGAGUCUCUGGAGGAGAUCCCUGUGGCUUUGGCCAAACUGGGGUCCUCGUCCUCCGCAGCUGCCGGAGACGCCUCCAUGUCCUCCCACAGGGCGGUCCCAGCGUUCCCCCUCCCUUCCCCUCAGCCCAGAACUAAGAGAAAGACUGGCUCCCGCGGACCACAGAGCGCCGCCGAUUUGAGGUUCGAGAUGGCGCCCACGCAGCCGCCCGCAGUGUUUGUCAGCCGGGCCAGCAGGGACGCCGGCGAGCCCCGGGAGGACGGCCACAGCCUGGGCCGGAGACACGCCAGGUCCAGGACUGGAUCCAGGUCCGGGUCCAGGCCGGCGUCCCGGGCGUUGCUGGGCGCGGCGUCCUGGAUGGAGCUGUGAGACUUUUCACCUGCACAACAAACUCAUUUUUAUAUCUAAGUUUUAUAUCUCGUCUAUUUAUUGUUUUUAUGUGAACGCCAAAGCUGAGUGCAACAAUCUCCACGAGUAUAGACACAUCACAACGUCCCCGUGGCGUCCCCACAGCUGGUCACCUAGUGCUGACAUCACUUCCUGUCCCAGCAGCAUUAACAGCUACAAACAGUUAGGACGAGGACAGAUCCGUCUGUGCGGCGAGGCGGACGGACGGACGGCAGGGAGCUUGUUCACUAACUUAAUUUACUUUGUGGUCUGAUGGACAGUUAUUUCAUCCAAAGAUGAUCAGCAACAUCUUCAGCGUCUCGUCUCGAGGUCGUGACAUCAUAUUCUCGCCAAACGCUACAGUACAGUAAUGCUAACGCUAAUGCUACUGGCCAGCAGACUCAAAGAAUCAAAAGAGGAUAAUGGUAAUUAAAGUUUAAUCAACCCAGAAAUUAAAGUAAAUUCUUAAAACUAAUGUCAGUAAAACUCUCACUUCAGUUUGUUUGAUUAUAUUUAUAUAUUUAAAAUCUUUCACAGCUUUUACACUUUAAACCACAAUUUCACUUUUCAGCCAAUCACACGCCUGCUAGUUUACUCCUGUUGUUGUUGUUGUUGUUGUUGUUGUUGUUGUUGUUGUUGUUUGUGUAGCGCUGCCACGCUGCAGCUCAGGGUUCAAUCACAUUAAAGAGUUCACUGACACUACUCUCAUGUCUGAGCACAGCAGCUGGUUAGCUUAGCUUAACAUAAAGUUAGCUAUUUUCCUCUGUUUCCAGUCUUUAUGCUAAGCUAACCUAGCUGUUUUCCUCCGUUUCCAGUCUUUAUGCUAAGCUAAGCUAGCUGUUUUUUCUUCUGUUUCCAGUCUUUAUGCUAUGCUAAACUAGCUGUUUUCCUCUGUUUCCAGUCUUUAUGCUAAGCUAAGCUCGCUGUUUUUUCCUCCGUUCCAGUCUUUGUGCUAAGCUAAGCUAGCUGUUUUCCUUUGUUUCCAGUAUUUAUGCUAAGCUAAGCUAGCUGUUUUCCUCUGUUUCCAGUCUUUAUGCUAAACUAAGCUGGCUGUUUCCAGUUUUUAUGCUAAGCUAGCUGUUUCCAGUCUUUAUGAUAAGCUAAGCUAGCUGUUUUCCUCUGUUUCCAGUCUUUAUGCUAAGCUAAGCUAGCUUUUUCCAGUCUUUAUGCUAAGCCAAACUAACAGUUGCUGUACAUGAGAGCCGCCCAGCAGUUUUUGUGGAUGUUUCAACACUUCUGAGAUGCUUGUUGUUUUUUUACACCUUUCAGCUUUUUGACAAUAAAACAAUAA